UCCGCCUGUUCGAAGAGCACAGGUCACGCGCGCCGUAGAUCAUACGUUCUGAUUUUUAUAUGAUAUGAUCCGAGUGAAUUGCAAGUGUGCAUUCUGCUACUAAAAACAACGACCCCAAACCACUUUUAUCCAAAAUAGGAAAGUAAUGAGGGUAUUAACUGCAGAGGAGCUGGUGUCAGCAGAAAAGGCUUUGAAAGGCUAUUUCCCCAAAUCUCUGAAGGUGUAUGGGCAUAUAUUCAGCAUUAACAGAUGUAAAUCACAUACCACUGAAGUCCUUGUGGAUUCCUGGCCGGACUUUAAAACCAUUAUUUGUAGAUCAUCCUUGAAGGGUUACAGAGUUGAUGCAUUUACAAAAGAUGAAGACAAUUUAAGGACAAUCCUGAAAGACACAGAUGUACUCAACUGGAGUGGCUUUUUCCUGCUUGGAGGGGUUGAUUUUUGUCAUCUGAACAUGGUGAAGGAAGUUGCUGCUUAUAGGAAUGCUUCUAUAUAUUUAGCAGCAAAGUGCUUUAUGAUGACGUUAGAAAACGCAGAUCAUCUUCCUAAACUCCCUGUAGACAGGGUUUCCGGUUCCAGGAUCACAUCUCUCAAUAUGUCUCACGUUGAUUUGGUGAACAAAGCAUGGAAAUUUGGAGGUGAUGAAAGUGGUGCUAGAAUUAUCCAAACCCUAAUAUUGAAUUUCCCGUCCUGCUGCAUCGUGGAUGAGUCUGGAAAGCCAGUCUCGUGGAUACUGACUUAUGAAUACUGCGCCAUGGGCAUUCUGUACACUUCCCCCGAGCAUCGCGGGAAGGGCUAUGCCAAGACGCUGGUAACUGCAGCAGCAAAGAGCCUUCAGCAGCAAGGGUACCCCAUCUACUGCUUCAUCGAAGAGGACAACGAGCAAUCCUACCGCCUGUUUAAAGACCUGGGUUUUAAGGAAGUUCCUGACUAUAGAGCAGCAUGGUUCCGACUGAAUGAUGAUAUACCAAACAAACUCAUUUCUUAGAGUUUUAAUGAACCAGUAUUGAUAGUGAAUAAUGUGGGCAAGCAUCUACUUCAGUGUCUCAAGGAUAAUUCAUUACACAAUUACUAUAGAACGUGGUGGUUUUAUGUUAAGGUGUAGCGUGGUCUGUUCCUUGGUAUAUAAAUAUCAGUGAUUACCUUGCACCGGUCUGCGAAUAGAGGAUGCACUAUGAUAGUUCAUAGAGGAGCCUACUGUGGGUAAAACACAAAUGAGGAUAGCUGAAUUUACGAUGUUGUACAGGGGGGGUAGCUAUAGCUAAGUUUGAUAUUCUAGUUAUUAAGGAAUUUAACAAUCGGUAUUCAUUACAGUAUAUAAAUCCUUUGUGAUGUCGUCCUCUGAAAAUAACAUCAGAUUUACAUGCUGUCCCAAAUAGUACACUAUUAAUUUCCCUUUGAUUGAAGUUCUGACCUGAGGUAGAUAUAUAUAUGAGCAAGCUUGCAAUGGAGACUCUUCAGUUUGUUUAAACAAUAAUGAUUUAUUUGUACAACUUGACAAAACAAACAAUAAUAGUAUUCCAGUAAUUAGUGAAAGGAAGUUCUGUAGAAUUACACACAAGAGAUUCUCUCAAAAUUGCAUUAAAACUGUAAAUUGCAUGUAAUUAUAACAAGGACUCUUCCACAUAAACAAACAUUACUUAACA
Messenger RNA from Acipenser ruthenus (sterlet), 1643 nucleotides. RefSeq lists its product as uncharacterized. The record is from RefSeq and is a predicted model, not a curated record. Gene Ontology annotation, molecular function: glycine N-acyltransferase activity. Gene Ontology annotation, cellular component: mitochondrion. Lineage: Eukaryota; Metazoa; Chordata; Actinopteri; Acipenseriformes; Acipenseridae. The transcript has 5 exons. Bases 146 to 985 code for a protein of 279 amino acids.